Molecule: messenger RNA, 639 nt
Organism: Batrachochytrium dendrobatidis JAM81
Lineage: Eukaryota; Fungi; Chytridiomycota; Chytridiomycetes; Rhizophydiales
Exons: 3
Coding region: 31-618 (195 amino acids)
Source: RefSeq, a predicted model, not a curated record
UCAGCACAGUAACCGUCUAACCCUUGCUCAAUGUUGCGCGUGCGGGUACAGCUAGGAGAUGAAUAUCGGAGGUUUUAUAUCACUCGCGGAUUGGCAACACGAAAGAACCUCGAGUCUAAAGCAAGAUGGCUGUUUGACCUGGAGGACGACGAACCAUAUGUAGUUGAAGUACAAAGUCACAACACUAGACGACAACAGUCUAUAUUGUCAGAGCGAGCGGCCGGAGGAAUGGUAUCUCAUGCUUGUGUAGCACAGGGAAGCGAAGGGCAGCAAGAGCUGCCUGAUGAUCAGGAUCAUAUCUGCCUUAAACUUGCUCCUUAUCAAAACAUAUCCAAUCGAGUGGAGCCAGCCAAGACAUCAACACAACAGACCUUUCAAGCAGAAAAUGUCCAACAGCGACUGCUGCAAGAAAAGGCACAACAACAGCAACUCAUGAUGGAUGUACUGUGCGAUCUGACACACUUUGUUUGCACACGCAAUGGCGAAGGUGUGCGAUCGUGGAUGUCAGAACAAAAGAAGCUUUUAUCUGAAAACUCGACAGAUGUACCAUGUGUUGAUUCUGUGGAUGCUGCAACAGACAUAUCCCCCACUCUUUUUGAUCAGUUAUCAGAGCCAUAAUAAAAUGUUUGGGAUUUAUAU